ACGUCCCCGACCCGAGAACGAAGCCUUUCCCUCUUUCUCUUCGUGCUGUGAAAUUUAAGCAAAAGGGACGCUUUGUCGACCUCUCUCGCUCUCUUCCUCUCUAUUUUGCCUUCCAGAUCUCAUCAAUAGCUCCAAUCCUCCCUCUACGGUGAGCGGAAGAGGAAGACGAGGAGCGGAGAGACCCGCAUUCCAGCGAAUUUUUGAUACUGUGUCGGCGUUGCGGCUUCUGGAUCUAUGAUCUAGAUUGGGAGUUCUUUAAUCGGAGACUAUCUCUGGCUAAGUUUGAGGAGAGAUCCAUUUCAAGUUUGGAGCUGUGUUAAUUAUUAGUACUGCUUCUGGGGCAUCUUUGAUUUUGAAGAUGAAAAACGGGGUGGUGGAAUGCACUGUGUGCCAUUCCAACUUGUUGUCGCCAAGUGCUAAAACAAUAUCGAGAGCAUAUGAUAAACGUAGGAACCGGUUUUCAUCAAAAGCUCAAGCUCUCAAUUUUCUUUUGGUUGUUGGUGAUUGUUUCUUGGUUGGUCUCCAGCCUAUUUUAGUUUAUAUGUCUAAGGUUGAUGGCGGCUUUAAGUUUAGUCCCAUUAGUGUGAAUUUUUUGACGGAGGUUGCAAAGGUUCUAUUUGCCGUCAUCAUGCUAAUAUUCCAGGGUAGAAGGCAAAAAGUGGGAGAGAAGCCCCUUCUUUCAAUUUCUACAUUUGUGCAGGCAGCUAGAAAUAAUGUGCUCCUUGCAGUUCCUGCUCUUUUAUAUGCUAUAAACAACUAUCUCAAGUUUAUCAUGCAGUUAUACUUCAACCCUGCAACUGUGAAAAUGUUGAGUAACCUGAAGGUUUUAGUGAUUGCUGUUCUGUUGAAGAUAAUAAUGAGAAGGCGCUUCUCUAUAAUUCAGUGGGAAGCUCUAGCGCUUUUGCUUAUUGGAAUCAGUGUGAAUCAGUUAAGGUCACUGCCCGAGGGUACCACUGCAAUGGGUCUACCAGUGACGACAAUUGCUUAUAUAUACACAUUGAUAUUUGUGACUGUGCCUUCCUUCGCCUCAGUUUACAAUGAAUAUGCUUUGAAAAGCCAAUUUGAGACAAGUAUUUACCUCCAGAACUUAUUUUUAUAUGGCUAUGGUGCAAUAUUCAACUUUCUUGGUAUUGUUGGAACUGCCAUUGUCAAAGGCUCCAGUAGCUUCAACAUUCUUGAAGGACAUUCGAAAGCAACUAUGCUUCUCAUAUUCAACAAUGCAGCACAAGGCAUACUUUCCUCAUUCUUUUUCAAAUAUGCAGACACAAUCUUAAAGAAAUACUCAUCGACAGUGGCGACAAUUUUCACCGGCAUAGCAUCUGCCGCACUGUUUGGACAUACCUUAACGAUGAACUUUAUGCUAGGAAUUUCAAUAGUUUUCAUUUCAAUGCAUCAGUUUUUCUCUCCAAUAGCCGAAGUUAAAGACGAAACACUAAAUGAAACAUUAGAAUUGAUGGAUACUCAAAAACUCAGAUCAAAGGAUGCAUCCUUCAUAAACAUGACUGCUGGUGCGACCGAGGAUGCUAGCCAUCAUUUAGGACCGGAUGAACGGCAACCGCUUCUACCCACCUGAUUUCAUUUCAAAACAACUCUUCCUUUUUUCGGUAUUCUAAAGGAGGGAUUCUUUUGGCUGAACCUGAUACUAAGACAAGCCAGUUCUGAAUAGGAUGAAUAAAACAGUUCAUUGAAGAAGUUCAUAUAUAUAUAUAUAUAUACAUAGAGAGAGAGAGAGAGAGAGAGAGAGAAAGGGAGAAAAAUAUGAGUGGUAGAUACCUAUCUAACUAUCAAUUUUGUGUUUCAUGAAUUUUCAUUAUCAUGCUACAAUGUUCACCUUGAAAGGAAUAUUGGAAGUUAAUAAGAGAGUGAUACUUGGAAAAAAAAAGUGGGUGAAGGUUGUAGCAAGAUAUGUUUCUCUGUUAUCUGUGGAUUUGUUUUCUUUUUUUCCUAGUAAAUUGUUUUUGCUUUUAAAGGUUGUCUUUUGCAUU
This is a messenger RNA of Dioscorea cayenensis subsp. rotundata (Guinea yam), 1985 nucleotides long. Its product is annotated as CMP-sialic acid transporter 5-like. The transcript is spliced from 16 exons. Lineage: Eukaryota; Viridiplantae; Streptophyta; Magnoliopsida; Dioscoreales; Dioscoreaceae. Bases 359 to 1573 code for a protein of 404 amino acids. The record is from RefSeq and is a predicted model, not a curated record. Gene Ontology annotation, cellular component: Golgi membrane. Gene Ontology annotation, biological process: pyrimidine nucleotide-sugar transmembrane transport. Gene Ontology annotation, molecular function: pyrimidine nucleotide-sugar transmembrane transporter activity.